UGACCCAUCCGCUGACAGGUAUUCCGUACAGUACACGUAAGUAUACAUGUACACAGUGUGCUACACAGUACGAUAUAUGUUCAACGCUCAGCACGGACUGCUCCGUACGGUCAGAAUAAGGCGGUUUCCAAAUUUUGGGACGCGACCCGAGCGAACACGCAAGAUCGGCUCUCGUUGUCGUCUUCCCAAACCGGCCUCCCUUGGCACCCGACCAGCACAAUGGCUGCUGGGCUUUCAUUGACCAGACCGCCAACUUGUCUGGCGUGCCUGCGGAGACUGGCACAGCCGUUCGCUCACAGCAAUGCGGGCGCCGGCGUUGUUCCGUUGGUGCAGACCCGCGCGAAGUCCAAGCGGCUUCGACCUCGAGACCGAGGCGUGGUCGUCCGCUUGCUCGAGGACAUCCCCAAGUAUGGCCGCAAAGACUCUAUCUUCCGGGUGGAACGAGGGCGUAUGCGCAACGAUUGGUUUCCCGAGAAGAAGGCCGAGUACAUGACAGCCUCGCGCUUCCGGGAGCUUGGUCUGACACGCGACGACAUCGGCGAGCGGGACGCCAGCUUUGGCAUUGUCGCGGAUGUCGAAGUGGAAAAUACGCCUCAGUCCGCGGCGCCAACAACCGCUUCUCUCACCACUUCGCCCGAGAAGGCACACACCAUCUUGACCACCCUAAUUCCCGAGACUCUCAUCUUCCGCCGCAAACCGAUCCCGGCACCGGCCCCUGCUCCCAAGGCUCCUUCCGUUUCCCCCCUCGUUGCGCCGGCGAGCGCGGAUACCGCGCACGAUCCGACCGGCCCUGUCGCCAUCUUCGGCUCCGUGUCUGCUGCCGACAUCGUGGGCUACAUCAAAGGGGCGUUGGUUGAGGAUGCCGACGGCAGCCGCAUCGCUCUGGGCCCCGAGAACAUCCGCUUCUUAGGUCUCGCAGACGAUGCUGACAGGCUCAAGGCGCUGGGCCGUUGGGAGGUUGAGAUUUCGACUGGGGCCCCCGGCUUGGAACCCGUUCGCAAGACGGUCGAGAUUUUGCCCCUGAGCGGGGACUCGGGCGAAGGCGAUGCUCAAGCCGCUCGCUGAGCGAAGCAUGGCCCCGGUUCGCCGGGCAUCUCAUGCACGGCCAGCGUUGCCCGUCAGACGUGGUCCUGUGUCGUGUUUACUUGUAUCUAUUACCUGUAUACGAAGCCUCCUAUCUGCAACAAUGUUGUCAGAGAUGGGCAG
This is a messenger RNA of Thermothielavioides terrestris NRRL 8126, 1206 nucleotides long. RefSeq lists its product as uncharacterized. Bases 220 to 1065 code for a protein of 281 amino acids. Gene Ontology annotation, cellular component: ribosome; mitochondrion. Lineage: Eukaryota; Fungi; Ascomycota; Sordariomycetes; Sordariales; Chaetomiaceae. Gene Ontology annotation, molecular function: structural constituent of ribosome. The record is from RefSeq and is a predicted model, not a curated record. The transcript has 3 exons. Gene Ontology annotation, biological process: translation.